UUGGAAGGAGGUGCGGGAAGAACGGUCGCUUGUCAGCGUUCGAGUUCUAGCUUCUGUCAGGAGCGCGACUUGGAGGUCUGGCCCGCCUCGCCUCUCAAAACAAAAGAGGAAUUUUAGACGUUAUUUGCACCCAACCCUACAGCUCCCCUUUAAUUUCCUUUCAACCUCGACAUUUUAGAACACUUUGCGCCGGGUUUGGGAGUCACCGCCGUUUUGCCCUCCACGGCGCCCGCUCCUCGGCCGCGGCGGGGAACGGGGUUUGCCGGACGCAUGCGCGGGAGAGCGGGCUGGAGUUGGAGGAGGGAGGCUCUGCGCACGCGCACCGUGGUCUGAGGGAAGGAGUGAGCGAUCACCGGCCGUCUCAACACCUCCCCCCCACCUCCUCCCCACAAAGUCCCCGGUAACUCAGGCGGCCCGGUGACCGUGAGAUGAAUCACAAAACCGGGCCGCUCACGGGGGACGAUGAUGACGACGGCGGCGGCGCCGACGAGCCAGGGCAGCCCGGUGAAAACCUACGAUUACCUGCUCAAGUUUCUGCUGGUAGGCGACAGCGACGUGGGGAAGGGAGAGAUCCUGGAGAGUUUGCAGGACGGGGCCAGCGAGUCCCCCUACGCCUACAGCAACGGAAUUGACUACAAGACCACUACAAUCCUGCUGGAUGGCAGGCGUGUAAAGCUAGAGCUCUGGGACACUUCAGGUCAGGGGCGGUUCUGCACAAUCUUUAGAUCCUAUUCCAGAGGUGCACAGGGUAUACUCUUAGUUUAUGACAUCACUAAUCGAUGGUCUUUUGAUGGGAUUGACCGCUGGAUCAAGGAGAUCGAUGAGCACGCUCCUGGUGUACCAAGAAUUUUGGUCGGUAACAGGUUACACCUCGCCUUCAAAAGGCAGGUUCCCACUGAACAGGCACGAGCCUAUGCUGAGAAAAAUGGAAUGACAUUCUUUGAAGUCAGUCCACUCUGCAACUUCAAUGUGACUGAGUCAUUUACCGAGCUUUCUCGGAUUGUGCUGAUGCGACAUGGUAUGGAAAGGUUCUGGAAACCAAACAGAGUCUUCACACUGCAAGACCUUUGUUGCCGAGCCAUUGUUUCUUGUACACCUGUUCACCUUAUUGACAAACUACCACUACCUGUUGCCAUAAAAAGUCACCUAAAGUCUUUCUCCAUGGCCAAUGGAAUGAAUGCUGUCAUGAUGCACGGCCGUUCUUAUUCGUUAGCCUCAAGUAGUGGCGGAAGCAAGGGCAACAGCUUAAAGAGGUCCACCAAACCCCCCCGACCACCACAGAGUCCACCUCAGAGCUGCACACGCACUAACUGCAAAAUCUCUUAGCGACAAUGUUUUGUUUCAAGCUCUCUUGUUUGGCAGGAACUUUGUCAGCUGGUCAAGCUUGGAACCUGAACCCCUAUGGAAGUUCUUGCAGCUUCUGACUGGACCAAAUGAAGUACUCGGCAUUUUUCAAAGGAAUUUCUCUCUCGUUGAUCAAUGAGUAAACACGCUAGUUGAAACAGACACACAUGACAUUUUGUUUUUGACAAUUUGCACUGAAAUUUCGAACUAGUGUUGUAAGGAGGCUAACAGGUGCCACUGUUAAUGAAGCGUAAAGCAGUUUUCUAGGAAGGUGGUACUGGCAUGUUUACAUGGCUUUGAUCAGAACUUAAAUCUUUACCUUUUGUCCUCAUAACUAAUAUAUUAUUGCUGUGCGGUGGAAAGAAGAAUCUCUAGGAAUUGAACCAGUACAAAUGCAAAGAAUGCUCCUGCUAUUAUACAUCUACUAGCAUUACUAAACUUCCGUGCCUUUUUUAAUAUUAUAGACUAUAUCUAGCCUGCAACGUCCUGCAUGUGGCCUUUUCAUACCUUAACCAUGCCUUGCAUCUUUAACUUGUAAAGACGAGGACAACGCUUAAGAACAAAGGUUGAAUGCCAAGGUCAUAAGUUUUCCACAAUUCUUAAUACAAAUUAAUAUGUAUUGCUAUUUAAUUUAUGUUAUAGACAACUUGUAAUAUUUUUUAUCAUAAUGUAUAAUACCAUCAUUUGAUUUAGUGGUUGAUUACCUGUCUUCCACAUUAGCAAAGGUUGUGGUGAUCUUGGUUCAAGUGGUGGGGAUUUCAUCCCCAUCUGCAACUUCUGGACAAACCAAGUAUGCUGUCUCUUAAUUUCAGCAACAUAGAGCAAACUGUCAUGUCAACAAGAAGAGCAUCUCCAGGUGAAACUGAAAUCCAAAUGAAAAAUCAACUGAGCGGAAAAUGUUAUAUUUGGUCUUGUCUGUCCUUUUUCAGUUCAUUUAGAACAAAAGGGUUUUGCCAAUUAUUUUAACAUUUUAUAGUAUGCCAGGAGCACCUAUCACACUUUUCUCACCAUUUUUUUUCUCCCCCCACAACAAAAAUAUUAAAUAGAUCUGUCUCCCUGUUUUGUAAGUAAUCCCUAUAGCGUUUCUUUUCUUUCUAUAAGAAUCUUUGCAUUUUGGCCAAUAGUUGUGACACCUUUCUAUGUCAAAUGUAAGCUGACAAAAUGGAGAGAAUGCAUAGAGACCUACAGUAACGCUGAGGAUAGGCCACCUUCUGCACCCAAACUGGAUAAUAGUUGCAGUAUCACCUAGCCUUUGAGAAAAAGGGAACAAUUGAAGUAAACUGUUCAAUUAUGUAAAACACUAUUUCACAUUUACGAUAGCUGCUGUGACACUUGAAUGAUUAAGUGUUUUAUUGGCAUUUUUCUUUGUACAGUUUCAAUGUUCAACUGUGAAAUACAUUUUUUUUUGCAAAAUA
Messenger RNA from Stegostoma tigrinum, 2759 nucleotides. It is a transcript of the gene rab40c, whose product is annotated as RAB40c, member RAS oncogene family. Gene Ontology annotation, cellular component: endosome; plasma membrane; synaptic vesicle. The transcript has 6 exons. The record is from RefSeq and is a predicted model, not a curated record. Gene Ontology annotation, biological process: protein localization to plasma membrane; intracellular signal transduction. Gene Ontology annotation, molecular function: GTPase activity; GTP binding. Lineage: Eukaryota; Metazoa; Chordata; Chondrichthyes; Orectolobiformes; Stegostomatidae. Bases 463 to 1326 code for a protein of 287 amino acids.